AUGGAGAAGCGCAUCAUGGAGAAGGUCGCAGCCAAGUCUUCCCCUCCCGCGGGUGCCGCGGCCAACGGAGGCGGAGGCGGCGGCUCGGCCCAGGCUGGAGGCGGUGGUGCUGAAGCUCAAGACGCACCGCCUUCGGACGACGACAAGCUACGUGUUAAAGUGCAGCACUUGGAGGAGUCAUUGCAAGCCCUUCGCAAGUGUGAUGGAGUACCAGCGUCAGCUAUCGAGAUCGUGGAGAGCGAACUCAAGGUGGCGCGGGCGGAGGUACAGUCCAAGAAGCCAGUGUUGUCCCGAGCCACCACUUUGGGUCACAAGCUGGCGGAUAAGCAGAAGAAGUUCGAGGCUCUCGACAAGUCUAUUGCGGAGCAGAACAAGGUCGUGGAGCAGGCCCAGCGGACGCUGGCGGAGCUCAAUGAACGACAGCGCAGCCUGCGCGUGGACAUCGACGCACUCAAGAUUGAGCUGCAGGCCGCGAUGCAGCAGGUGGCGCCCUCAGCCCCUGAGCAGCAGGUGGAGGUCGACCUUGAGUUGGACCCGACUGUGCUGGAGGGCCCUGAGGCUGAGGGGGUCAAGACGAUGCUGGCCUCUCCUGAGUUUGCCAAGUUCAAGGAGCUCUACGCGGCCAAGGCGGCUGCUGCGCGGGACCAGCAGCAG
Molecule: messenger RNA, 654 nt
Organism: Prorocentrum cordatum
Lineage: Eukaryota; Dinophyceae; Prorocentrales; Prorocentraceae
Source: the annotation of a GenBank genome assembly